Cotesia congregata is the source of this 1092-nucleotide messenger RNA. Lineage: Eukaryota; Metazoa; Arthropoda; Insecta; Hymenoptera; Braconidae. The record is from the annotation of a GenBank genome assembly.
AUGGAAGUAUCAAAUUCGAAAAUGCUAGUAAAAAACAUUAUAACAAAUGUAUCUAAACAUAAAUGUCAUUUUGAAUGGAGGAUCAACGGCAUCAGUGCAUAUUUAGACACUUUUGAUAAUGAAAUUGGUGAUGAUGGAGAGAGGACACUUUAUUCGCCUACAUUCACAAGUGGUUCUGCAGUUGGCGAUAAAUGGUGUCUUGAAAUGACGGUAAACGACGAACGAUUCAUUGAUAAAACUGUAAUAAUUGAGCUAGAUUCUGUUGGUAGCUUUAAUCUUGGAGUGAGAAUACAAUUUACAUCAUUUAUUUUAGAUAAUGAAUACCAGGAAAAGGAACGUAUUGAUUGCGAUCAAAUUUUAAAUCAAAGCGAUUAUCUCGAUUUCGCAAUUGUCAUACCUACAAACGAACUCAUGCAAAAUAAAAACAAAUUUAUGUUCAACGACACGCUGACUAUUGGUGCUGAACUCACGUUGGUUGACAUUACUUCAUCAUGUCUUGAUAAUGCUCUGUCAUUUGGACCAAAACGCCAACGAAUAACUGAUGAGUACAUAGAUUUGUUAAAAAAAGAGCAAGAUACUGAUGUUGUUAUCAAAGUAGAUGACAAAAUAUUCAAGGCUCACAGGGCAAUUUUGAUGGCACGCUGUCCUGAUUUAUUCAAGCUCUUCCCAACUCGGAAGGAUGGAACCGAAAUUGAAGGUGAAAUUACCAUACCAGACAUGGACCCUGGUACUUUUGACACCAUUCUUCAGUUCAUUUAUACUGAUGAAGUUAACGAUUUGGAUGGUAAUGCUGAGAAUUUAUUUACAGCUGCUAACAAACUUAAAUUAAAAAAACUUAGACAAAUGUGUCUGCAAUCGCUUCUCAAAUCUCUAACUUGUCAAUCCGCUCCAAGAUUAUUUAAAUUCGCUUAUGAUUACAAUCUUUCGGAAAUAUUGGACUUCAUUGCUAAUUAUAUUGUAUCGAACGCUGAUAAAGUUAAUGAUACUCCAGAGAACCAGACUUUUAUAAAGUUAAAUCCAUCAAUGGUUAAUAUUCUCUUACAGAAAUGUGUAAAUUUAAAAGUCGAUGGUACUUGGAUAUUCAGCGGUUAA